Anarrhichthys ocellatus (wolf-eel) is the source of this 1128-nucleotide messenger RNA. Its product is annotated as neurexophilin-1. The record is from RefSeq and is a predicted model, not a curated record. NCBI's taxonomy places the organism in Eukaryota, Metazoa, Chordata, Actinopteri, Perciformes, Anarhichadidae. Bases 181 to 1071 code for a protein of 296 amino acids. Gene Ontology annotation, molecular function: signaling receptor binding. The transcript has 2 exons.
CACUUGAGGCGUUUUUUUAAACGGCAGACAUCUGACCCUCCCCCCCCCCCCCCCCCCCCCCUUGAAUCUCCCCUCUCCCGCCUCAGGACCGCCUCUCCUCACUCUUAUAUUUCUGCUACAAGUUCAGCAAAGGGAGGUUUUUUUUGUGUUGCGUCUAAAGAAGAUCAAGGACAGUUUGACAUGAGGGGGGACGCUCCACAAGGAGGCAUGAAGACCACAUGUCUGUGGGCUGCCGCUCUGCUGCUGUCAGUCGUCUCUCUGGUUACCAGCGCUGAUUCACAGAGUCCAGGAAAUUCAGACUUGAGAGAGAGCUCAAAAUCCAAAGUGAAGACGCACUGGACCGAAAGCAGCAAGGCUGUCUCCAUCAGCCGCCUGCUGUCCCAGACCCUCUACGGCAAAGAGAACUUCACCUCUCUGGAUCUGAACUACGACGAGGCCGACGCCUUCUCCAAACAGGAGCAGUGGAACUGGCUCUACAACGCCUCGAACCCCCGCGACCCUCGAUCCAGGACAAAAAGGAGGCCCAUCGUCAAGACCGGCAAGUUCAAGAAGAUGUUCGGUUGGGGCGACUUCCAUUCCAACAUCAAGACGGUGAAGCUCAACCUCCUCAUCACUGGCAAAAUCGUGGAUCACGGUAACGGGACAUUCAGCGUCUACUUCCGCCACAACUCGACCGGUCAGGGCAACGUAUCCGUGGGACUCGUUCCGCCAACUAAAGCUGUGGAGUUCCAGGUCCAGCAUCAGCAAUACCACCACCACCACCACCACCACCACCACCAGCAGCAGCAGCAGCAGCAGACGGCUCUGGAGACCAAGGACAACAAGCUGUUCAACUGCAGGGUGGAGUACGAGAAGGUGGAGAAGGGCACCAGGAACUCGCUCUGUGCCCACGACCCCUCGCAAAGCUGCUCGCAGGAGCAGACCCAGAGCCACGUGUCCUGGCUGUGCUCCAAGCCCUUUAAAGUCAUCUGCAUCUUCAUCACCUUCUACAGCACCGACUACAAGCUGGUGCAGAAGGUGUGUCCAGAUUACAACUACCACAGUGACACCCCGUACCUGCCCACGGGGUGAUCAUAUGACCAGACGAGGACAACAACAACAACAAAAAGAUGAGAACAAAAAAAAAAA